CAUCCCCACCCCCAGCGGCGCCUAGUUUGUGGGGGAUGCAAGGGCGACAGCGCCCCGGGAGGUCCGGCAAGUUGACCUGAGCCACCCGCAGCGCCGGAAGCAGAGGGCCCGGCAGGGCGCUGGCAGUGGGGCGACCAGGCGCGGGAGAUGGAGAGGUGAAGGGGCGGGGACGGCGGUCGCCGGGAAGCUGGCUGCUGGCCAGGCGGCCGGAGCUAGAGAUUUCUAGGAUGGCAGAGGUCCCUGAGCGCCGCACUCUCGCUUCUGCGUCCCGCGUGAGCAGUGCGGUGGGUCCUUCCCAGCCGCCCCCGCUCCUUUCGGCGGGUUACCUUCUCCAGUUCUGUCUUCCUCGUGCUUUCCCGGAGGUGUGGAGUGUUGCGUUGAUUUUAAGCCCUUUUUGAUGUCUUCUGAGGAGAGGGAAUGGUCACUUGUACCGGUGCCCACUUGGGUUUAAUGAGAGGACUCCUACAAGGAUUAAAACAAGGUGAGCCAACCAUGACGGGCAAAACACAGACCAGCAACGUGACCAAUAAGAAUGACCCCAAGUCCAUCAACUCGAGGGUUUUCAUCGGCAAUUUAAAUACAGCCAUCGUCAAAAAAAUUGACAUUGAAGCUAUUUUUUCAAAGUACGGGAAAAUUGUUGGCUGCUCCGUUCACAAAGGGUAUGCUUUUGUCCAGUACAUGAGUGAGCGCCAUGCAAGAGCAGCAGUGGCUGGAGAAAAUGCCAGGGUCAUCGCUGGUCAGCCUCUUGAUAUUAACAUGGCAGGGGAACCCAAACCUUAUAGACCAAAGCCUGGAAACAAGAGGCCGCUGUCUGCUCUUUAUAGGCUUGAAUCAAAGGAGCCAUUCCUGUCUGUUGGUGGUUAUGUCUUUGACUAUGAUUACUACAGAGAUGAUUUCUACAAUCGGCUGUUUGAUUAUCAUGGGCGUGUGCCUCCACCUCCUCGAGCUGUCAUCCCCCUGAAGCGUCCCAGAGUGGCUGUCACCACCACACGUAGGGGAAAAGGUGUCUUUUCCAUGAAAGGGGGUUCCAGAUCUACUGUUGGUGGGUCAUCUUCAUCAGGCUCUAAAUUAAAAUCAGAUGAGUUACAGACAAUCAAGAAAGAAUUAACCCAGAUCAAAACUAAAAUUGACUCCUUGCUAGGGCGCCUGGAGAAGAUUGAGAAGCAGCAGAAAACAGAGGCCGAAGCUCAGAAGAAGCAAUUGGAAGCGAGUAUAGAGCUGACCCAAGACGAGUGUGUGUCAGAGAAUGCAGACCACUCCACAGAGGAGCCUGCUGAAGGAGGGCAUGAAGCGGAUGGAGGAGAAAUGACUGAUGGGGUAGAGGAGGACUUCGAUGAAGAUGGGGGUCACGAGCUGUUUCUACAGAUAAAGUGAUCUGAAGUUGUAUACAAUAUUGUAAAAGAAGAAAAAGAGGCUGUGACAUGCGGAGAAAUGUCAAAGGUGGUUUCAUUCUGAACAGCAGCACCUCCAAUUCAGUUUAUAUAAAGCCCCAGUCAUAUGGACCAUACUGUUCACUUUUAGACAUACCAUUUUUUAUGUGUUAAAAGCUGUAAAAUUGUCAUUUUAUGGUUUACAUUGUAAAUGUGUUUUCCCUCUUUUUAAUUAUGUUUUGUAAGUCUUAAAGUGUGAAGAACAUUAAUGAAUGGUGAGAGAGACACUGUAUACAAAUGUAUAUUUGUAAAAGCUAUUUUUAUGAUUAGCAUGUGUCAUUGUUGAUCACAUAGUCACAUAGUAUUGCAAUUCUACAUUUAAAGCUUGUUUCCAGCAAUGUCAUAUGGAGAAUAUACAUUGUAUGCUAGUUUCUAUAAUUUAUUUUCUAUUUAUAGUUUAAGGUACUUUAGACUAUGAGGAAAACUAUUUGGAAAAGCUAUAUUUCUGCCCUUUAUAAGCACCAUUUUAUUAAUAAAAGAAUGCCCUUAUUUCAGAAGUGAUGCAACCAUUUAAGGACAUUGGUUUGACCUGUGAGCAUGCUUGGCACUAGUGAGCUGAAAUGAUCCAAUAAUCACCUCUUACUUGAGACUGACUGUGAAAUUCUGCAGACAGUUUUCAGUAUUUGAAAAGAUGAGAAGUAGACUAAUAAGAAAAAGACUGUCUUGUCCUGGGAUCCCAAAAUUUCAGUUAGUGCACACACCCAUCAUCUCAUUCCCUAGUCUUCAGAAUCCUCUAUUCCCAAGCAUUGUAUUUUCCAAAAUCUCUUGGCUAUUGUCUUGUGCAGUGGAAAAGGGAGAGACCAUCCCUACAGGAUUUAUGCACAUUCAGCACAUAAUUUCUUAAUAAAUACUGGUUCUUUUAAA
This is a messenger RNA of Microtus ochrogaster (prairie vole), 2294 nucleotides long. It is a transcript of the gene Ralyl, whose product is annotated as RALY RNA binding protein like. Gene Ontology annotation, cellular component: nucleus. Gene Ontology annotation, molecular function: RNA binding. Lineage: Eukaryota; Metazoa; Chordata; Mammalia; Rodentia; Cricetidae. The record is from RefSeq and is a predicted model, not a curated record.